This is a messenger RNA of Oldenlandia corymbosa var. corymbosa, 3829 nucleotides long. The record is from the annotation of a GenBank genome assembly. Lineage: Eukaryota; Viridiplantae; Streptophyta; Magnoliopsida; Gentianales; Rubiaceae.
CACAACUCCAAAUGUGAAAAAACCAUUAGCCAAACAUAAGUCGGGUACUAAAGCCAUGACUACCAGAAGGAUCACAUUGUUCUGGAUCACCGCCCUUUUUGUACUACUUGUUUCCAUCAUAGCCUCCUUUCAUUCUACCCAAGAUGACUACUCAUCCUCCCUUAACGCAAACACAUCACCAAACAUUCAAAAUGGAUUCAAUCCAAGUAACUUUCUUCACAGGUUUGUAAGACUAAUCGGGCUUGACGAUUACUUGAUCACAUUCUGGGAAGAAGUAUUAGGAAGAAGGUCCAGGCAUCAUCGACACAGGAGGAAGCAGCCAGGGAAGACCUCUUGUGAUGAGUCAAUGUGGAAGUCUAAGCUCGUAGACAUGUAUUCUGUUUCAUUAGUCUUGACUGUAGAUUUAAAGGGCUGUGCCAAUUUCAGCAGCGUACAAAAGGCGGUGGAUUCUGUUCCUGAACUGAGCUCAGCAAGGACUCUUGUUAUCGUCGGUUCAGGAACGUACAGGGAGAAAGUGACAGUUAGUGCAAACAAGACGAACUUAAUUAUACAAGGCCAGGGCCGUUUGAACACGUAUAUAGCAUGGAACGACACUUCUGAUUCCUCUCACGGAUCAACUGCAAACAGCUCGACUUUUACUAUUUCUGCUGCAAACUUUGUAGCUUACAACAUUAGCUUCCAGAAUACAGCUCCCGCUCCAUCACCAGGUGCCACCGGGGCUCAGGCUGUAGCACUAAGGAUUUCGGGCGAUAAAGCUGCAUUUUUUGGAUGUGGAUUUUAUGGUGCGCAAGACACGCUGAAUGAUGAUCGUGGGAGGCAUUACUUCAAAGAAUGCUUCAUCCAAGGAUCCAUUGAUUUCAUCUUCGGAUUAGGAAGAUCACUUUAUGAGGAUUGUUCUCUAGUUUCCAUAGCAAAAGAUGAACCAAAUGUGGUUACUGGAUCUAUCACAGCACAAGGCAGAAAUUCAACCGAUGACAAUUCGGGUUUUUCCUUUGUGAACUGUAAAGUUAAUGGCAGUGGUAAAGUGUGGCUGGGUAGGGCUUGGGGAGCCUAUGCGACCGUUGUUUUCUCCCAGACUAGCAUGACAGAAGUUGUUUCGCCUGGUGGUUGGGAUGAUUGGAGAGAUCCCUCUAAAGACCAGUACGUCUCUCUAGCUGGUUCAUCCUUUUAUUGUCAUUUUAAUAAAUUGUUUAAGCCCCCCUAUGUUCUCAGCUAUUUGGAAAUUGAAAGUUAAAUUAUGAUCCAUGUGGUGAAUUCUUCAGGACGGUGUUUUUUGGAGAAUAUGAGUGCUGCGGACCUGGAGCUAUUAACAAAUCCAGGGUGCCAUAUGCUAGAGAGUUGACGCAGUUUGAAGCUGCUGUUUUCAUGGAUCACUCCUUCAUAGAUGCACAAGAUUGGCUUCUUAUUCCAACAGAUGGGAGAAGAGAUUAUGGUUUAGAGUCUUACUGAAAAGGAAAAACUUCAUUGAUUCAUAAGGUUUUAUUGUUGAACUUACAUGUUUAUAACUACAAUAACAAAUAAAUCAGGAGGUGAUAGAAUUUGUACACUACAGAAGUCAGGAGGUGAUAGAAUGUUUAUCCGCACCGAAGACAACUAAAUCAGGAGGUGAUAGAAUUUGUACACUACAGAAGUCCUGGAUUUAGCUCAUCUAUAAACCACAGCUUUUACUCUUUAAUUUCCCAAACAUGUGCAAAAGUUAAAACUCUUUCUUCUUCAAUACUAUGUUCUCUGGGCUAAAAUUGGUGCUGCAUUUCAAUUUGGUUUGUUUGGAUCACAUAAUUAGGCAACUUAGUUAACCCACUAAUUGAAAAUUUAUCACAUUUGAAGUGACUUAUACUCCCUAUGGUCCAAAGUAACACAACAAACAAGACAAUCAUUGCGGGACGGUGGGGAGUAAUCUAUCUAAUUCUAUCAAGCAGACCUACGCAUGCAAUCGAGCAAACUAGAUGGACAGUAAAUAGUUGAACAAAAUCUGGUGCUUCUACUCAUGACGUCCGAAGACGUACUUGUCCCAUGAUGUCAUUGAUGAGAAGCGAAAUGCUAAAGCUAGUGGAUCCUCCAUCCUCCAUUGCAUUCUUGGCUGUCAAUGCAAGCUCUCUGGCUCUGACCCCUCUUUCCAUGCCAUCUUCUGGAUCCUUCAUUAGCCUUUCAAUGGCGAUUUCAACUUGCUCUUUGGAAACCAAAACUCCAACUCUCUCCUCAUCUCCCCAUCUCACGGGAAGCUCCACGCCGACACGAACCCCAAUCCUUAAAACAUCCACAAUCAAAACCUCAUUGAAGAAUUGCUCUGCAAACAUAGGCCAAGUUAUCAUGGGAACCCCAGAGCAGAUACCUUCAAUUGUAGAGUUCCAGCCACAAUGUGUUAAGAAUCCCUUGAUUGCAGGAUGGGACAGAAUCAGAACCUGAGGUGCCCAACCUUUGAUGAUUAGUCCCCUCCCUUUGAUCCUCUCCUCGUACUUUUCAUCCAAUAACCACUGGUCUAAUUCAUCUGAGAAUUUGUCCCCUGUCUUAAUCACCCAAAUAAAUGGCUGGUUGGACGCUUCCAGUCCUAACCCGAGUUGGAUUAACUGGGAUGGAAUCAAACGGCACUGGCUGCCUAGGCAGGCGUAAAGAACCGAUUCGGGUUUCUUCGAAUUAAGCCAUUCUAGGCACAGAUUUUUGUCAAUUGAUGAUGGGUUCCCUCUCUCAAAUUUGUCCAAAUUCUGUUUGUUGCAUUGCGAAACAGGGCCAAUGCACCAAACCUUCUUGUUUAUGGCCUUCCUGUAUUCCUCCACACAACCAUGUUCCAAUUCAGCAAAUGUAUUCACAACAACUCCGUAAGCAUUAGAUUCAGCCUGAGUCAUCUGGUCCCUGAUAUCAUUGAAACAGGGCAAUGUAACAAAUGAUCCGGGCAACUUAGCCCUUGUGAUUUCGACCCGCAUCGGCAUUCCAGGGAUGAUGAAAGGCUCUUGGUCGGAAUCAACAGCAAGAUGAGGCCUGUGGAGACUUACAUUGUGGGAACUUAGCAGCGAAAAUGAGCACAUUCCAUGGAAAACGAUUCUUGGGACCUGGAAUUUCUUAGCUGUUUCUGAGGUCCAGGACAAACACUUAUCCGAGAUUAUGCAGCUUGGAGGGUACUCAUUUUCUCGCAGAUAUUUCUCCAACGGGCCCUGAAGCUUGUCAAGUGCUCUGUAAAAUGGUCUGAGUAGAUCCUUUGAAGGGACGCUGUCCAAAUUCUCGCAUCCAGGCGGCAGCCCAACUUCUUUGCUGGGAAAUGGGAUUUCCAGGACACGAAUCGGAAGCCCUGAAUCUCGAGCCCGACGAAUGGCUCGGGCUGAUCUCAACGCAUUGUUUGGAGUGAUCACCAGAGUUACUCUCACCCCACGUUUUGCAAACAAUUUCGUCAUAUCUAUCAUUGGAAUCAUAUGGCCUUGAGCCAACAAAGGAACUAAAACAAAGUGAAGGUUCUGCAUAUUGGAUUCAAUUUCCAUUGCAGGAGCCAUCAACCUAGCAUGAAACUGAAAUUCAAUACUAUUGGAAAUGGGCGUAAAAUAGGAGUAAAUGGGAAAAAAAAAAACUCUGUUUGUUAUGAUAAUCCAGAAAAGAAUCUGAGUGCUGUGAUUGUUGGAAAAGUAGGAGAUAAUGUAUACUUACUUCAUGCUAGGAGUCUAGGAUAAAGUUAAUAAAUUUGCACGAGUCUAAUACGGUAAGCUUGACUUGGCCAUACCCCAACCCUGAGAGCUAUAUAUAUAGAAGCUAAGCUAUGUGUGAUGACAAAAUGAAAGGUUGCAAAUGAAAACACACACACACCAAUUUGGGGAUUUCUGCUGCAAUUCAACCUGGACAUUUU